UUAAAUCUUGUUGUUCCGCAUUUCCAAUUCCGCUUAUAUACCAAACCUUCCCCUCCUCUCCUCUUUACUCUCUCUCUCUCUAUACCCAAUUAUAGAUACACCCUUUAUACGUACGACACUAUAUAUGUAUCUACACACUUAAAUAUAUAUGAUUAUCCACAUCUUUCUAACAUGAGUCAACAACACAAUUCUCCUUACCCUACCCCAAAACCCACCACCUCUCCUCCUCCUCCUCCUCCUCCAACUCCACCACCGCCGCCGCCCGCUCCUCUAAGUCCGCCGCCGCCGCCUCCUCCUCCGCAUACUAAUACCGUUCACUCGCCCAAGGACCAAUCGCAGCAUUCGCAACCCACUAUCGGUAUCGAAUCACUACCAUCUCCCAAGAAGGUGAAGACAACCGCCGCCGCCGCCGCCGCCUCCUCGUCCGUCCGACCGGCCGGAGGGAAACACCCUAUAUACCGCGGCAUUCGGAGCCGCGGCGGGAAAUGGGUUUCGGAGAUUCGCGAGCCUAAGAAAACUACGCGUGUAUGGCUCGGCACCUACCCCUCCCCCGAGAUGGCGGCGGCGGCCUACGACGUGGCCGCCUUGGCGCUCAAAGGCCCCGCCACAGCAGUCAACUUCCCGGAUCGUGUCGGCGAGUAUCCGGUCCCGGCUUCUCCGUCGCCGUCGGAUAUUCGCAAGGCGGCCGCCAGCGCGGCCGCCCUGAUGAAGCCGGAGGAGGAGGCGCCGCCGGUUGAUGAAACCGCUGCAGCUGAUGGUAAUGCAGAAACUGCGGCGGGGGAGCAUGAGUUCAUCGACGAGGAGGCGCUGUUUCAUAUGCCUAAUCUGCUGGUGGACAUGGCGGAGGGAAUGCUCGUCAGCCCGCCUAGAAUGGCGUCGCCGCCGUCGGAGGAUUCGCCGGAUAAUUCGGAUGUCGAGAGUCUGUGGAGCUAUUGAUUGAUUGUCGUUGAGAGAAAAACGAAACGAUUGUUGUACCAUUUAUUGAGGAUUAAUUAUACAAACACACAGAAAUUUGUGCACUAGUAGCUAGGAGAAUUGGCAAAAAAAUUAAUGCAUGUAAAGCACGAAUCCAGUUGGUUUCUUCUUCUUCA
Messenger RNA from Salvia miltiorrhiza (redroot sage), 1091 nucleotides. RefSeq names its product ethylene-responsive transcription factor ERF026-like. Gene Ontology annotation, biological process: regulation of DNA-templated transcription. Lineage: Eukaryota; Viridiplantae; Streptophyta; Magnoliopsida; Lamiales; Lamiaceae. The annotation marks the transcript as partial. Gene Ontology annotation, molecular function: DNA binding; DNA-binding transcription factor activity. The record is from RefSeq and is a predicted model, not a curated record. The transcript has a single exon.